Messenger RNA from Humulus lupulus (European hop), 1362 nucleotides. RefSeq names its product two-component response regulator ARR17-like. The record is from RefSeq and is a predicted model, not a curated record. The transcript has 5 exons. NCBI's taxonomy places the organism in Eukaryota, Viridiplantae, Streptophyta, Magnoliopsida, Rosales, Cannabaceae. Gene Ontology annotation, biological process: phosphorelay signal transduction system; cytokinin-activated signaling pathway. The coding region runs from base 272 to 1039 and encodes 255 amino acids.
CCUACUCGAUAAAAUUUCACCUACGGGAAUAGACACCGGCCAUUACUCCUCUCUCUCUCUCUCUUUUUCUCAAAUAAAAGAGAAGAGUUCUGAGCUUUGCUUAUAAUAAAUUGAAAUUCUUUGUAAAGGGGUUUCUUGUUUCUCAGUAAUACAUAUAUAUAUAUACAUAUAUACAUAGUAGUACACUCACUACUAGUACUAUAUCUAUAUAUAUGUGUUCUGGUUCAUGUGUGUAUCUUGAGCAAGGAAUUAGAGAAGAAUUUUUUAUUGUAUGAUGAUGGAGUCUUCUUCAGAGAAAAAUGUUAAUGAUAUUAUUAUAAAUUCUUGCCAAGAAGAAGAAGAAGAAGAAGAACAACAACAUUUUCAUGUUUUGGCCGUGGAUGAUAGUCUCAUUGACAGAAAGCUCUUGGAAAAGCUUCUUAAAGUUUCUUCUUACAAAGUGACAUGUGUUGACUCCGGGGACGAAGCUCUGAAGUAUCUGGGUUUGGUUGAUCAUCAAGAUUAUUCAGACAAAAAUUCCAGUGCUUCUUCUUCAUCAUCCUCAACCCCAAACUCACCCCCACAACCACAACCACAAGAGUUGGGGUUAAAAGUCAACUUGAUCAUGACAGACUAUUGUAUGCCCGGGAUGAGCGGCUAUGAUUUACUUAAACGAGUCAAGGGAUCUUUUUGGAAAGAUGUACCAGUUGUAAUAAUGUCAUCAGAGAAUGUACCUUCUAGAAUCAACAAGUGUUUAGAAGGAGGGGCAGAGGAAUUUCUGCUAAAACCACUUCAGUUAUCAGAUUUAAAGAAACUUGAGAAUUACCUUCUCAAACCCCUGGACGACGAUCGUGAGCAUAAUUUUUCUUCUUGCCAAAGCAUUAAGGACGAUUACGAUUUCACAGCAAACGAGGUUGUUGCUAUUGAAACCGUGAACGACAUUAUUAUUAUUGACAAUAACAAUAAUAAUAAUAAUAAUAUAAAGGUGAGCAAGAGAAAAGCAUCAGCAUCUCAACCAGGGCCUUCCGAGAGAAGAAGACCGAGAGUCGAAGGACUAUAGCUGUCUUGUGAAAAUGUUGAUCACGAGAUUAUCAUCAUGCUAUAUAUAUUAACCUAGCUAUUGCUAUAUACUAUAUACUAUAUAUAUAUGUAUAUAUAUAUGUGCAUGGAUGCAUGCAUAUGAUAUAUAUAGCAAUAGUUUGAGUAGUACCAUGUGCAAAGGAUAUUCCUACGGCCAAAUAAUUAUUUUUUGGUUCUUGCUGGUCAUAUAAGAUAACUUAUUUGGCAGUUUGGUUUUGUUGUAAUCUGCAUUUUGGUACAAGGGUUUUGGUAAAUAAAAAUAAAAGAACAAAAAAUGCAAAGUUUAAUGCUGUUGUACUUUAA